AUUAGUGGAUUAAGCACUACUCCUGGUUCUGAUGCAAUAUUAAGGUCUAAAGCUGCAUCUAUGUUAGGAAAAUUAGGCAAGUAUUGGGAUCCAUUCGGGGAAAAAGUCAAGAUGAAUAAACUCAUCAUUGUAGCUGGUGUUCUUGACCCAACCAAGAAGAUGAAAUUUGUAACUAAAUGUUUUGAGAACUUGUACGAAAAAUAGAGUGUUGAGGCGACUCAGUUAACUAAAGAAACUGAAGACAUUUUGAGGAGUUUGUUCAAUGAGUACAACAACAGUUACAAUGCUAACAAGAAUGGUGGGUCAGGGUCUACUGCUGCGUCUGUUCGUAGUCAGUCUCAAGCUACCUCUUCUCAGUCUCAAGAUCAGUUUGUUUAAGAAGUAUCUCAGAGAAUAGUACUUGGAAAUGGUGUUGCAUAUGAGAGCAUGAAUGACAUCUAUGAUGAGCUUGGCCAAGAAGCUGGUUUUCAGGAAAAAACAAACGAGUUGGAUCUCUAUUUGAAAGAGAGUGUGGAGAAUCAUCAUGUGAUGAAUCGUACAGAGUAUGAUGUACUCUCUUGGUGGAGGAGAAAUAGUGGUAAGUAUCUGGUUCUAUCACUAUUAGCUAGAGAUGCAUUUGCAAUGCAAGUGAGUUAUGUUGCAUCUGAGUCUGCUUUUAGCACAAGUGGUCGAGUUUUGGAUCCAAGCAGAAGCUGCUUGACACAUUACAUGAUAAAAGUGUUAAUGUGCACUGAGCAAUGACUCAAAUCAAAUGCGAAAUUAAAGUCCGUGGCAGAGGAAUUAUAAGACAAGAACAACUAGUUAAGGAGGUGGAGACAGAAGAUGAUCUUAUGAGAGGUAAUUUCAAAUCUCUAUUACUCUUUUUUUCAAGUUUUAUUUAUGCUUGUUACUUGUGAUUACUAACCUUUAGUUGUUUCAUUUUUAUUAGAAAUUGAACCUGGUUUUAACUUCAGAAGUCUUUGACUUUGAGAUUUAGGAAUGAGUGAAGAAAUAGCAAUGGUAAGGUUGAUUUUUGGAACUCUUUGAUAUGAAUGUAAGUUUCAUAGUUCAUGUAUGAACUAUAUUAUAAUUCUUAAUGUUCGUACUUCUUAGUUUCAGAUGGUAGAGACUUAGAGUCUUGAGUUUGAGUUGGAGAAAACUUGAAUGUUAAUGAUCAAUGAAGUUGUCACCAGUCUCAGUCUGGUUUGUUUUUUUUCCUUUGGCUUUGGUUAUGUUUAUUGAACCUUUUUGUUUUCAGUUUGCGACGUUGUUGUUUGACUGUGUCAUGUUGGAUUGUGGAACAUGGAAGCUUUAAUUUGAUGUGUUUGAACAUUUAUUGAUAUUUUAGGUUUUGAAGUUUUGAUCUGUUGUUAAACAUGCUCAUUUGUCAAGUUCAGUUGUGGUAUAAUGUAGGUUUUAAAGUAGGUUAUGUCAUGGUUUAGUGCUUUAAUUUUUGGGUAACCCGAAGGACUCGACCCGAAGGACUCGACCCGAAAUUUUUUAAUUUUACUGAAAUCGAUGAAUUUUACCCAAAACCGACCUGAAACCUUUGGGAAUCGAAAAUAACAGGUUUUUAACGGUUCCUUGAGACUUUGACCCGAACCGACCCGACCUCGAUAAGACCUGAACCGACCCCGAACUGAUAAAUUCAAAUUACCCGAUUGGGUCCUAAACUUCAAGACCCGAAGGACCCGGACCCGAGAAGACCGACUCGAACCCGACCCGAGGACCCGAAUGUCCAGGGCUAUUAUUUCCAUUGGACUCAAACCGUGACUAGUGAGACUUUCUAAGCAAGGCGACCUAUAUACAUAGUACAUUGUCAAAUCUCAAGUGAAUAGAGUUCGUGAUACCUAUUACUAGUAGAUUGAAAUGAAAAUGUGUCAUGGAAAUAUGGAAUUUCUGGAUUUAAAUUGGUUACUGAUCAGUGGACCUUGUGACAUAGCCUGCGACAUAUACUCUCAAGUCAAUAUUUCUAUGUUUCAUAUUUAUAUAAUUCCUUGUAUCAUUCCGUUGUACUCAAACCGUGACUAGUAAGAUCUUGCAAGUAACAGAGCCUGGGCGAUACAUAGUACAGUGUCAAAGCCAACCAAACGUAUGAUUGAUUACAAGAAAUAUUUUGUAGACUCUAGAAAAAUUUCUAAAGUGGUCAAUGAAUUUCUUGUUAAUAUAAAGCAUUUGACAUCAAAAGAUCACCAUGUUUCGUUCUUUUGGUUUAAAUAAGCGAGUCUCUCAUAUGGAUUAGCAACUCAUAAUUACCGGAUCUACAAGAGGGCAUAAAAUCUUCGUGCUCGAUCGAGCUGUUUUCCUACGUCUUCCUGAAGAUAUAAAGUUCUUGAUAUGUUAGAAAAGCUAGCUCACUGAAAAAAGAUGAUAGGUGAUAAAAUUCGAAACCACAUCCAAAGACACCAGCGUUACUAGCCCAAGACAUCAACUUGCAUGGGAUGGGGGGUCUAAUGUGGUUUCGGCUCUAUUUACUUGCAUGUGUUUCCUUCUUCAGCUAUGUUCCAAUUUUCUGCAUCAUGGGUUGGCGAGUUCUAGUGUGUGUCCAUCGAAUACAUGUCUUUACCACUAAAAACUUUCUCACUCAGCGUUUUCCGAAUGUACUUAUACUAUUCAAAGAAACAUGUUCACUCAUCAAAGUUGCCAAACAGAACAUGAUUCAAAAAGUCUGGAAUAUACGAAAUUUUCAAAUGGUGGGCACUGGAAGAAGAAGAUGGUGCGUAGAUUCAUUUUCAUGUGAUUAUUUUAACUGCGUAUAGUCUUAUGAACAAAAAACUACGUCGUUUCGUAAUUUACUUGGCCAUUAACUGUGUUUUGUCUCAAAGCUUGGUUCCGAACUUCCAGUAGAUUUAACGUCUGUCUAUUUCCCAUCUUCUUCCCUCCUCUUACUCGCAUCUUCUCCGUCGGUACGAUCACACCUGAGAAUUCCGCCGACGAUUAAAUGGCGCUGGCGUCUAUCGGCGCGAUGUUCUCACUCCUAAUCUAUCUCUCUCUUCCAUGUUCAAAUGCGGCUGCUGAAAACAUUCUCCACCAAUCUCCUCCUCCCGCGGACGGAUCACGCCGUCCAAUGGUGUUCCCGUUGUUUCUCUCUCAACCCAAUUCUUCGAGAUCCAUGUCUCUUCUCCAUCGAAAGCUCCACUCAAAAUCACUCCCUCACUCUCGCAUGAGACUCUACGACGAUAUUCUACUUAACGGGUAUUACACGACGCGUCUAUGGAUCGGUACACCCCCACAGAUGUUUGCUCUCAUAGUUGAUUCCGGCAGUACUGUCACUUACGUUCCUUGUUCCGACUGCGAACAAUGUGGCAAACAUCAGGACCCAAAGUUUCAGCCGGAGAUGUCCACCACGUACCAACCAGUGAAGUGCAACAUGGACUGUCACUGUGACGACGAUAAAGAACAAUGCCUUUACGAGCGUGAGUACGCCGAACACAGCAGUAGCAAAGGCGUCCUCGGAGAAGAUCUUAUAUCGUUCGGGAACGAAAGCGAGCUUACACCGCACCGAGCUGUUUUCGGUUGUGAGAAUGUGGAGACUGGUGAUCUCUACAGUCAACGUGCUGAUGGCAUUAUUGGGUUAGGACAGGGAGAUCUCAGUCUUGUUGAUCAGUUGGUGGAUAAAGGUUUGAUCAGCAACUCUUUUGCUUUGUGUUAUGGAGGGAUGGAUCUAGGUGGAGGCUCCAUGGUUCUUGGUGGGUUUUCUUACCCGUCUGAUAUGAUGUUCACUGACUCUGACCCUGACCGUAGUCCAUAUUACAAUAUAGAUCUGACGGGGAUACGUGUCGCUGGGAAGGACUUGUUGCUGGACUCGAGAGUGUUUGAUGGAGAACAUGGCGUUGUUUUAGAUAGUGGUACUACGUAUGCUUAUCUCCCUGACGCAGCGUUUUCAGCUUUUGAGGAAGCUUUAAUGAGAGAAGCUUCCCCAUUAAAGAAGAUUGAUGGCCCUGAUCCAAAUUUUAAAGAUACUUGUUUCCAUGUUGCUCCAAGCAACGAUGCCUCUGGACUUUCAACGAUAUUUCCAUCAGUGGAAAUGGUGUUUAAGAGUGGACAGUCAUGGCUGUUGUCCCCUGAAAACUACUUGUUUCGACAUUCCAAGGUGCAUGGUGCAUACUGUCUUGGUGUAUUCCCAAAUGGUAAAGAUCAUACAACUCUUUUAGGAGGAAUUGUGGUUCGCAACACACUUGUUGUGUAUGAUCGUGAGAAUUCUAAGGUUGGAUUCUUGAGAACCAAUUGUUCUGAGUUAUCAGAUAGGCUUCAUAUUGAUGAUUCAGCACCACCACCUGCCACAUUGCCUUCAAAUGAUUCAAAUCCAACCCUCAACACAUCAAGCAGUCUCCCAGGAGGGGAGAUUCAGAUUGGUCAAAUAAACCUUGAUAUCCAACUAACAGUCAAUUCGUCAUAUCUGAAACCUCGCAUGGAAGAGCUCUCCAAGGUAUUAUCCAAGGAGCUGGAUGUCAAAUCUUCACAGGUCUAUAUAUCGAACCUCACCUCCAAAGGAAACAACUCUCUCAUUAGAGUAGUUGUCGUUCCUACUGAACCUUCUAGUUUAUUCUCCAAUGUCACAGAAACGAGCAUAGUUUCUCGGUUUACCAAUCAUCAAAUCAAGCUUCCUGACAUCUUCGGAAACUAUGAGCUCGUUAGUUACACACUCGAGCCUUCAAGAAAACGGGCAAGAUGGGUGAUGAAAAACACCAUUGUGGUGAUGGCAAUAUUGAUCGUUGCUGUAGUUGUUGGCUUAAUAGCUUAUGGAGUCUGGUUGAUGUGGAAACGCAAACAAGCAUCAAAUCCAUAUAUACAUGUAGAUGAAGCCAUAGUCGCUGAGCAAGAGCUGUUACCUUUAUAAAAAAAUAACCCUCGUAAUACCUUGUUUUCCUCAACCUUAUCAUACAAACUGUUUGGUCUUUACUCAAAAGACAGGACACCAACUGUCUUUUAUUUUUAUGGCAAAGGAUACCAACUGUCUUUAUGAUCUUUUUUUGCUUAGUAAAUAAUACCAAGUUUACUACUUGUAUACCCUUUUCACUACUGUCUCGCUCUCUCAUGUAAAAGAUU
Molecule: messenger RNA, 5028 nt
Organism: Brassica napus (rape)
Lineage: Eukaryota; Viridiplantae; Streptophyta; Magnoliopsida; Brassicales; Brassicaceae
Product: aspartic proteinase nepenthesin-2-like
Exons: 12
Coding region: 2921-4819 (632 amino acids)
Biological process (GO): proteolysis
Molecular function (GO): aspartic-type endopeptidase activity
Source: RefSeq, a predicted model, not a curated record